AUGGAUGUCGGAGGUGUAGAGAGAGAAGAGUCAAAAUUUAAGCUUAAACUUUGGCCAAAGUCGGAAAAGAUGGCUUGUAACGAAACUCGUCCCAUAUGCGGCAACUGUGGAAGACAUGGGGUGCCCUGCGUGUACAACAAUUCCCCGUCGACUUCUGCUCGACAGCCAAGCCCAAACGAGCGUUCAUUUCCACCUCCCAAGUCCAAGGAUCUUGAUCUCCUCGCAGACUACCGACCAACUCUUUUCAUACCUCCGCCAAAUGACCCCAAUGUGCAGUACUUGCUGUCAAGUAUGGAUAGCGACGAUGAGAAAUGGGAAAUCCCUGAAGGCAAACCAAGAAGAAGACUUGAGCUCCGUUUACAACAAAACUUCAUCGAAAGAACCAGCCAAACACUUUCUGGAUGCCAGAAUGCUCCGGUUAGAGAGGUAUGGGCAGUGGAGGUUCCGAAACUCGCGUUCUCCAAUGACAACGUCCUCUAUGGGAUGCUUGCCCUAUCAGCCUUGCACCUUCUCAAAUCCGAGCCUGAGAAUCAGGAAUUGCGUCUUGCUCGACAGGCAUAUAAAGGACUUGCAUUGCGAGAACAUCGACGAGCAAUUCCGGGACUUAGCUCCGAUACAGCUGAUGCGGUCUGCUAUGCGUCGACAUUGGUAAUGACAGAUGCCUUCGCGCGCUUGCAAGAUCGACCUCUUGAUCCUUGGACACCGCCGAUGGAAUGGAUACAGAUGGCGAGAGGAUCAGGUUCGGUCUUCGGGGCUGCAUUUGAUCAAAUCAACAACAUUCGCACAGCCAAGAUCAUGCCUGUUGUUGACGCAGAACCGCAACUGACAGAUGCCACAGUCCUCUUUGCGGAAAGCAACCGCCGUGGCCUCGAGCAUUUGUUGAGACAAGACUUGUCCAACGAAAGAUGGGACCACGAUACCCAAUACGCAUACCAGAGAGCCCUGAAUUACAUUGGCGGUGUUGAAAAAGCUGUUGAGAGAGGUGAACAUCCUUUGGGAACUUGUAGAAGAAUGAUGGCUUUCGCAUUGCUCGGUCCGAAGCAAUUCUAUCUGUUCGUUGAAGAAUAUCGUCCGAGAGCGCUAGUCAUUCUAGCUCACUACUUCGCCAUCUAUUCGAAAAUGGAAGACCUAUGGUGGAUUGGAAACGUUGCUCGAAGAGAGAUACAAGGGAUUCAGCGAGUGUUGCCAGCAGAAUGGCAGGGACUGAUGAGGGCACCGCUGGCUUCUGUCGGACUGUUGGCACCAUGA
Messenger RNA from Mollisia scopiformis, 1248 nucleotides. RefSeq lists its product as uncharacterized. NCBI's taxonomy places the organism in Eukaryota, Fungi, Ascomycota, Leotiomycetes, Helotiales, Mollisiaceae. Gene Ontology annotation, molecular function: DNA-binding transcription factor activity, RNA polymerase II-specific; zinc ion binding. The transcript has 3 exons. Gene Ontology annotation, biological process: regulation of transcription by RNA polymerase II. Bases 1 to 1248 code for a protein of 415 amino acids. The record is from RefSeq and is a predicted model, not a curated record.